This is a messenger RNA of Jaculus jaculus (lesser Egyptian jerboa), 2868 nucleotides long. RefSeq names its product WD repeat domain 27 (gene Wdr27). Gene Ontology annotation, molecular function: protein binding. The coding region runs from base 383 to 2818 and encodes 811 amino acids. The record is from RefSeq and is a predicted model, not a curated record. The transcript is spliced from 24 exons. NCBI's taxonomy places the organism in Eukaryota, Metazoa, Chordata, Mammalia, Rodentia, Dipodidae.
GCGUCUGGGGAAGGGUGGGCUGCGCGGCCCGGGCUCACCACCAUACCGCGCAGGCUAGCAGGCCGGCCGGCCGGGCCGGAACUCGCCGCUGCAGGCAGAAGACAAGCUGCGCCGGAAGUGAGGUCUUCCGGAAGCACUGUGCAGCCAAUAGGCCUGGACUCUGGGAAGUGAGGCGGUGCUCGGCUCUCGCGAGAAUUACGAAGGACCUGGUGUCACGGGCCCUCUCGUGACCAUAGCGACGGGGCCAGCGGCCGGGUAGUUGGGCGCCCCGUGUGUGUUCCAGGUCGGCUUCGGUGCCGGUGCGCUGCGGGGCCAGCGAGGCCGCCGAGGACCGGCGCGUGCGUCGUGCCAGCGCUGAUGUCUGUCCCAACCGAGGCUGAAGAUGGACAGUCCCUAUGUUGAUGGCCAUUCGAGUGAUAUCAUUGUAGAAAGAUACCUGGUUGAGUCCAAGAAGUCUGAAGCACACACUCAGCUUGCUUGCAGCACACAACACUGUGCCUUCCCUUUGGAUGGGAAUCGUCUCUGUGUGUGGAGGCCCAGGGGCCCUGCUUACCAGCUUCUAAUUCUACAAGGACACCAUCAGCCAAUUACAGCUAUGGCUUUUGGAAAUAAAGUAAAUCCACUUCAGCUCUGUUCUGCAUCACAAGAUUAUGUUAUAAUGUGGAACAUGGAUGAAUGCAGAGAGAAGACACUGCAAGGGCUGGCUUUUCGAGGAGUUAUCCUGGGCACCUUUUCAGAAGCAGUGAUAUGUGUAAGAUUCAGUCCAGAUGAUCAUGCUAUUGCACUGUGUGCUGGGAACAAAAUAUUCCUGCUGGAUGUGGAGAAGCAGUCUGUGCUGGUGGAGCUGAAGGGCCACUGCGGCCCGGUGACAGCAGUGGAAUUCUGUAACUGGCAAGCACACGUCCUCAUCUCUGUGUCUGAAGACAGAAGCUUUAAGGUCUGGGACCAUUCUGUGGGAGCAUUAAUAUACAGUUCAUGCAUUUUAACAGCAUAUCCUCUCCUGAGUUUACUCAUCGAUGAGGACAGCCGGCAGCUGAUUACUGGCUGUGCUGAUGGUCAGCUGUGGAUCUUCAGUUUGAUAGAGCAUCAUAACUACCGCUGUGUGGCACAUGUGGACCUGAGGAAGAAAAGUGAGACCUUCUCCACCCAAAGGAUGAAGGCAGGACUGUGCUGGCCAGGGUACAGGCAGUGCCAUCGUAGACAUGAGGCCCAUAAAGAAGAGGCUGAAGCAACAUACCCAGUCCUGAGACUGGCGCACUGCAACCUUCCCCAUGCUCCAGAUCCCAUGUGUGGCGUACUUUCUUCUGAGCAUCCCACAUGCCUAUGGAUUGGAAGUUCAACUGGUUUAUUCAUACUUAACCUGGCAAACUUUGAAUUAGAAGCUGUUUUACAUUUCAAGGAUUUUCAGAGCCUGUGCAUCAAAGUUGCUGGGUCAUGUGCAUUAAUGAGUGACACCGACAACCACAAGGCAUGGUGCACACUCACAUCCAUGUUUGGAAAUAAGAUUGCUGUGCUGGAAAUCAGUAUGGCUGCUCUGCUGAACUCUCAGCAGCGCCCUCGCCCAGAGAAGAUGCUCUCCAUGCUGGCAAGCUCCCGUGUCUUACCAACUUCUCCACUGUAUUUUGGAAUUGUUAAGGAACAGUAUCCUAAGCCUGCCAAUCACAAGCCAUCUGCUGUUAAGUGCAUUGUGAGGGACCAGCCCCUGGUUUUCCACUCUAAAGUGAAGUCAUCUGGUUAUAUGUCAGCACCACAUGCAACCAUGUUUUCACCAAAGACUAACAUCAAGCAUGAUGGCAAAAGAUCUUUGAAAUGCAAGAACAAUUGCCAAUGUGAGGAAUACUCUCUGGAGAGUCCAUCGUCCCUCAAACUCAGCAGGCAGGUUGCUGUGGCCCAGGCACCGGUGGCUGUGAAUUGCCUGCAAUUCUCAGGAGAUGGACAGCAGUUGGCCUGUGGCUUAGCCAACCACCUUACCCUGGUCUUUAAUGCCAGCCUUUCUAGAACACCUGUUGCUUUUUCAGGUCACGACGGAGUGGUGAGCACUAUCUGCUGGAGCCACAACAGGAGGUGGCUACUCUCUGCAGCUUGGGAUCGGACUCUGAGGGUGUGGUCCACUCACAGGACAGAACUCAUACUUCUUCUGGGUCCAGACAUGUUUCCCAAGCCAAUAACGUCUGCACAUUUCUACUACAUGGAUGCCUUCAUUCUAUUGUCUUCUGGCCCUCAAUUUCAGCUGCUGAAAUGCCACCUUGAUCCCCGCAGGGAUGACGUAAAAAGGUAUAAACCAAAGAGGUGGUGCAAGUCCAUUUUCAGGCUUCCAGUAACAAGUGGAGCAGAUGUGACCAGCCUCUCAGCAGUGAAUGACUUUUAUUCCUACAUUGUGCUUGCAGCUGGCCGAGACCGAACUGUGGAAGUUUUCGACCUCAAUGUUGGCUGCAGUGCUGCGGUGAUAGCGGAAGCCCAUUCACGGCCUGUCCACCAAAUUUGUCAAAAUAAAGGAUCAUCAUUUGCAACCCAGAAGUCCCUGGGGUAUAAUCUUUUCCUGACCACAGCUGUUGGUGAUGGGGUGAAACUGUGGGACUUGCGGACCCUGAGGCUUAUGUAUACGAAGUGGGCUCUAGCACCUUUCUGCACCGGCUGGCAGGACACACAGACACCAUCACCACAGUGGCCUUCAACCCAUCCACUCCACAGCUUGUCACAGCUACCCUGGAUGGGAAACUUCAGCUGUUUGUGGCUAACUGACUGCUGCCCUGCUAGUACCAGAUGUGGGAGGAACCAGGAGAGGCUGGUAGCCAGUCCAUCUGAGAAGACAGGAUGAUUUGUUCAGGGGGGCCCCUUGCUGGAUCCCCUUCUGCAAGUCUCAGCCAU